Molecule: messenger RNA, 2778 nt
Organism: Dermacentor andersoni
Lineage: Eukaryota; Metazoa; Arthropoda; Arachnida; Ixodida; Ixodidae
Source: RefSeq, a predicted model, not a curated record
UCGAAAGUAGCAAAUGAGUGCGGUCUUAGCAUCACACAAGCUCAUCUAAAAAGAUUUGAUUGCAAGAAAAUGUUAUCGAUCAUUCUGUUAUUACGUAUUCUUGAUUUCUGCUAUGCACAGGAACAACUCUUCGUCUACCCAAACAUUGUGGAGGAACGUACAACAACAAAAACUUUGGUGUUACGUCUAAAUGACGAGCUCAUACUCAAUCUCGAAAGAAGCUUUGUCAUGGCGGAUAACCUACUUUUUGUUACAAGAAGUUCGACUGGACAUCACCAUAAAAUAAUCGACACGACUCGCAUUCAAGAGAACCUAUAUCAUGACUCGCAUCAGCAGUCAUCAUUAUACGUAAUUCGUAAGGAUGGAUCACUACAAGUGGAGGGCAUCAUCAAUAGUAAGCUGAGAAUAAAACCUCUACUACAAAGUGAGCGUUCAUCAGAAGGACAAGUCCUUCACAGCAUAUAUGAAGCUGAAGAGAUCAGGAGAGACCUUAAAAAGGUUAUGUAUCAACACUCUGUGUCGGGGACGCCACAAAACUGGAUGCACACCUUCCAAUAUCCGACGACUAGAGCCCCGAGGCACGUACCAAAAUUCGUAGCGGAGCUUCACAUCAUUUCCGACGAGGGGCACCAGGCGUCGUUCAGAAGAGAGCAAGACUUGAUCGUGUACCUUGCAGUCAUGCUGAACGCGGUAAACAGAAUAUUUAUUGAUAUGAGAGACCCUAGCAUUUCAUUCAAGCUUGUUGGGAUUACCAGAAGUACGAACGACAGUUUUGCUAGCCAUAUUUUAGGCACUAGGGAGGCUUUCGAAACGUUGGAGCGACUGGUAAAUUAUACAAGAGAUCACAAUAUUCUCGAAAGGUCUGACCUCGUUUACCUCAUCACCAGUGGAGACCUGGCGAGACUUCGUAAUGAAACGACACUUGACAAGGGUGUGGCAGGACUCGCAUACGUCGGCACCGUGUGCACCCACAGUGCAGUCGCUGAGGGCGAAGACAUCGCCAAGUCCUACGCGGGCGUCCACACUAUGGCUCACGAGCUCGCCCACUCAUUGGGAGCAAAGCAUGACCCUCAGGACAAUUCUGGGUGUUCGUGGUCUAAAGGCUUUCUGAUGAGCUACGAGGACAAGGGAAGUACCAAGUUCCGACUUUCAACGUGCAGUCAACAAAAUAUAACAAACGUCGUGCAAAGACUCUCGGACGAAUGCCUAAAUGAAACAGCAAGCAAAAUACAAAACGUCAGUGACACGCAAAUGCCUGGCGAUAUGAUUGUAAGACAUUAUUACUGCAGACGAAUUCUUGGAGAAAACUCCCGAGGAUAUUUCCGAUUUGCAAAGGAUCCUCAGAACGAGUGUAAAUUGCAGUGUUAUUAUCACAAACAAAAUGGAACGUACACUCAAACAUGGUACAUGACUGUUGAUAUGCCAGAAGGAAUGUGGUGCGGCGGUGAAAAGCGUCGUGAAUACUCUCGCCGGUUUGUUUUUAAUUCUGGGCAAUUUCCACACGCACUUGAGACGAGACCGAGAUUCAUUAGCGCAGGCUGUGGCUUCACGUAUAUUCGUUAUUACAUUUCACUGUGCGAUUUCUUGAUUUAUUAUUUGUCAGACUUCCACGCUGCGGGACCUGUAUCGCAAAGAAGACUACCUGAAGAAUUCGUUGUGGAGGUUACUAUAAUAUCAGACCAACAGCACCAAUCCCACUAUCAAACAGACGAGGAGUUGAUCACCUAUUUGGCGGUGAUGAUGAACGCUGUAAAUCUCCGGUACCAUAGCAUCAUCAACCCUCGAAUUCGAUUCAGGCUCGUAGGGGUUACCAGGAGCUUGAUGGAUGAAUUUGCUAAGUACAUCGACGGUGGGUACUUGGAAGCUUACGGCACCAUUGAAGGGUUGACGCGGUACCUAAUACAAGGGAAUAUUCCAGAGCAAACUGACGUGGUGUACCUAAUUACCGAUCGAGACCUGGUGAAUGGCAAAAAUGGCCAAGCAGUUGAGCAAAAGAUGACAGGUCUUUCAUACGUCGGGGGAGUGUGCACAAGAGAAAGAGUUGCGAUGGGAGAGGAUAUUGCUCUGUCAUACAGGGGUGUCUUUACGAUGGCACACGAGCUCGGCCACACGCUGGGCGCACAACACGACAAGGUCGGGCACCUAGAAUGUCCGUGGUCCGCCGGAAGCCUCAUGAGUUACGUGGACGGCGGGACAAACAGGUACCAGCUCACUUCCUGCAGCAAGAGACAAAUACGAAAUGUUGUCGGGAAACUGCCACCAUGGUGCAUAAUGGAAACGUCGAGAAGAAACAUGAUGGGGCAUCCAGGCACCUUACCGGGCCAUAUGAUAAACGCGGAUACAUUCUGCAAGCUGUUCUUAAGCAGAAAAACAGACGCACAACAACAGUACACCAAAAUGACCCAUGAGCACAGCAGAAGAUGCAAGAUGCAAUGCUGCUACGUAACAGGUCGUCUAACAUGGUGCUACGAAGUCGACAUAUUGGAUGGCAUGUCAUGCGGUGGAGAACGAACAUGCAUAAAAGGGGCCUGCAGGAGUCGGCACCCAUGGCCAUGAAUCGCAGCAUUCAAGACUACAAGGAUUAUGGAGACGAGUAGACGAAGGGAGACGAAACCCAUACCUCAAGAGUGGUUUGCGUUAAUGUCCUGGUUUUUUUUCUUUUGUACUAAUUUUAACUGAAAACGCACAGCUGCAGCUGCACUAUACGUGUUUCAUUUCGGCAUUUGACCAUUUCAUGCUAAAACACCUCAAUUAAAACAAAUUAAAGCAAAAAUAGAA